Molecule: messenger RNA, 2869 nt
Organism: Pangasianodon hypophthalmus (striped catfish)
Lineage: Eukaryota; Metazoa; Chordata; Actinopteri; Siluriformes; Pangasiidae
Gene: thap11
Product: THAP domain containing 11
Exons: 1
Coding region: 173-997 (274 amino acids)
Biological process (GO): regulation of transcription by RNA polymerase II
Cellular component (GO): nucleoplasm
Molecular function (GO): RNA polymerase II cis-regulatory region sequence-specific DNA binding
Source: RefSeq, a predicted model, not a curated record
GUAAGUAUUGUGGGACGUGUAGUUCCGCUUUUAGGCCGCUGCGUUUGAUAACAGCGCACGAAGGAGAUCAACAAAACAAAAUCAACUGAAACUUGUGUGAGGCUGCUGUGGAGGAGGAAAUAAUAAAAUUAAUAAUUUAGGUAAAUUAGUGAAAAAAGCGAGCGGCGCCGUUAUGCCAGGCUUCACGUGCUGCGUGCCCGGAUGUUAUAAUAACUCACACCGGGACCGCGAGCUCCGGUUCUACACGUUCCCGAAAGACCCGACGCAGAGGGAGAUCUGGCUGAAGAACAUCUCCAGGGCCGGAGUGAGCGGCUGCUUCAGCACCUUCCAGCCCACUACAGGGCACCGCGUGUGCAGCGUGCACUUCCCCGGGGGCAGGAAGACCUACACCAUCCGAGUCCCGACGCUCUUCCCGUUACGCGGAGUGAACGAGAGGAGAAGUCGGCGCGGCAGGGGCAGGAAGGUGUACGCUGCGUCUGCGCCUGCGUCUGCGCCUGCGCCUGCGUCUGCGCCCAUUCUCACCAGCGUCGGCGCAAUCCACAGUGAGGCGCAGAGCGAGCCCGAGUUCGUGGUGCAGAUCGGACAGAACGGGCAAUACAUCUCACCCGUCACUGUAUCAUCAUCAUCAUCAGCAUCAUCAUCAUCAUCAUCAGCAUCAGCAUCAUCAUCAGCAUCAUCGUUAUCACUACCAGCUCCGGCGCUCAAGUCUGAGGACACGGCGGAGGUGGUGGUGACGGUGGUACCGGAUCAGCCCGGUCCGCUCCUGGCGCUGUGCGGAGACGAGCACUCGUACUCCCUGACCAACGGCACGACCUCAGCCGAGCUCCUGAGGAAGCUCAACGAGCAGCGCGACAUCAUCGCCCUCAUGGAGGUGAAGAUGAAGGAGAUGAAGAACACCAUCCGUCAGCUGCGCGUCAGCGAAGCGCGGCUGCAGGAGGAGCUCCGCGAUCGCGACCGCGUGCUGUCCGGUAUCGGGGCGGUUCGGAAGAAAGUCUGACAAAACAAACAAAACAAAACAAAACAAAACCCCGGACCCACAGAACAAUGUCGUGUCGUGUUGUGUUGUUGGGGGGUGUUUAAAUUUUUUGUUUUUGUUUAAAAUUUUUUGUUUUGUUUAAAUUUUUUGUUUUGUUUGUUUUUGUUUUGUUUUGUUUAAAUUUUCAAUUUUUAGGAGAAAAAAAAUUAGGAAAGGGUGAUGGUGAUGUGUCAAAAAAAAAAAAAAAAAAGUUUGGUAACUCACACAUUUACGAGUUCUGUGAAACAUCAGUGAAAUUACCGGAAAAAAAAUUCAUUGUUCACGAUGUUGUAAUACCCAAGAAAGGAAACGUCCUCAUCAUGACUUAUAAAUAUGCAUGAGUAUGCAAAUAUGGACACGCCCCCCUGCAUUCAUGACCCCGCCCCUAACAGAGCUGUAUUAGAGAAACGGAUAAAUUCAGACAUUUUUAUACAAUAUUUAAUAAGGAAAUUAAAUUGAAUUGCUCAGUCUGUUCUGUUGGAGUUAUAUCGAUAUCGGAUCACCACAUCACUCAGCCCUACACACUCAGACAAAAAAGGUACCAAAAAGUACCAAAGGGUACCAGAUGGUACCGUGCUUUGCCUCUGGGUCGGUACUGCCAAGUACACUUUAUGUACCUUUAGUUUGUAGGUAAAUUUAAGGUUUAAGUUAAUUACGGUCCGUUUAUGUACUUUAAGGUCACUAUAUCCACAUUUCCAGGUGAACUAUACAGACUGAAGGUACAAAAAUGUCUCCUCUUCAUAGUUCCACAAGGAAACAACAAAGAAAAGUACAGUUAAGUACCUUUUUUUUUUUUUCUUUCCCAAAGAGUGUGUUCUGAAGAUGGCGACGGCGUUACUUCUCACGAUGAACUUCCCAACUUCCCGUCUUUUUAGUUUGUUUGUUUUUGCGUUCAGUGAUGCACCUGUGACCUUCUCCAUUUGUGACACAAUACUGAUAUCAGAGUUCUGGUACCGAUCCGAUACCGACAUCGCGUCUGUGAAAAGUCAGAGACGUGAAGACAGCGGAGAUCGUUUUAAACCGUUUAAAUGAAUGAAUAGUGGAAAAAUAAAUUGUUCACAAUGAUUUUAAAGCCUAAGUAAUGACUAAAAUUGGCCCUGGAACGUCUAAAUCGAGGUCAUGAGUUAUGAAUAUGUAUGAUUAUGCAAAUCCUGGACACGCCCUCAUGACCUCCUGGCAUUCCUAACAGCCUGAUAUGGUUAAGAUGAGAUAACUAAGCUAGUCGGUUAGCUAAUGAGUCAGACGAGUGGGAUUUCAGUAUCAGAGUGGAGUGGCGAUGAACGUGGUGAUUUUGUCACUGAUUUAUUUUUAACAGCAGACGAACCUGUGGGAAGAUAACGCUGAGAUUUCAUCGUACGCAAUCUGUAGCUAAUAAAUAAGAUAGUCGUACAUUUUGUACGUUUGUGACCGAAACACAGCGAGUGCAGAACAGACUGAAGCCUACAAUAGACACUUUUUUAAAUCUCUGUAUGAAUUUUUGUUUUUUUUUUGUUUGUUUGUUUUUAGUUAGUUUUCACGAUUGCCAGCGUUUGUAUAAAUUCAGCGUAACCUUCACUCUCUCUCUCAGACUGUUCCAUCAUUACAUGAGUUUCAUUAUUCUGUAUUUAACAUCCUGUUUGUUGUCAUGUUUCGAUGCGAGUGGAUCGAUCUGAGGAUUCGAUCCAAAUCUGUGGAUCUUCGCUGUUUGUUAAAAUGAACUGAGGAUUUGGAGUAAAAAAAAAAAAAUAGAGAGAUUUCAAACAAAUUCAAGUCUAUUUUUUUGAUGUAGUGAUCCUGUAAUAUUUUCAGGCACUUGUGUUAUUCCUAUUAAAAUGUUUGUGUUUUUAUUUUUUAUUAAAUUCCUGCAAAACCUUA